AAUUAAAUAUAAAACGGACACCUGGAGAGUAUCUAAGCUUCUCUCUCCAAGUAGGUAAUGCGAGUCAAUAUGGUGGAGUAAUGUGUUGGCCACUCAGUAUUUUCCACGCUAACAGACGCACGGACAUGUCUAGCCUGUCCUGAGAGGGCGGCGAGAGGCUGCUCAUACCCUCUCGCGGCCUAAACUCUAUUUAUGCGUCUGCCGGAAUGGGAUCAAAUGUAAAUAUAAUUCCUUUAACAUAUUUUUUGAGCCGCUAUGGCUCUUCAGACAAGUGGACAAUUUCUCCUUUUAUUGUUUUGCGUACUCAGCGGAGGAAACGCAGAUGAUGACCUAGAGGUAUUCGACGUUCUGUCCGUGGUGCGAGAAGGAGAACUGCCCGACGGACUUUCACGGACCCCAGGCCGAUGCCAGUCCCCAUUAACACCUCCCUCUGAAUAUUCAGCAUAUAGCCUUCACGAAAAUGCUACGUUGCAUCAACUCGCCGCUGGGAUGUUUUAUAACACUUUCCCAGAAGACUUUUCGGUGCUCACGGUAGUGCGACUGCCAGGUUCAGAUCAAAAUCCGAUAUUCGUGUUAUAUUCUGAUGCUGGUGAUGAGCAGUUGCAGCUUGUAGUGGGUGAACUAGUAGAGUUGUACUAUGAGGAUACCCGAGGGGAUCCUCCUGAUCAUGAACUGCUUACGUUUCGUGUUAAUAUCGCCGAUGGAAUGUGGCAUCGGCUAGGACUCAGCAUAAAAGGAGACUCGGCGACUUUACUAGUUGACUGCAAUAUUAAAGAAACACUACCCCUGGACCGCAAGCCAGGAAGCACAUUCAACUUAGCCGGAGCAUUGGUCAUGGGCACCCAGGUUACACCUGAUCAGUUUUACGAAGGAGACAUCGAGUUACUGCAAUUUACCAACAAACCGGACACAGCAUAUGAAAUGUGUACUUCGAUCGCUCCUGACUGCGUUGGAUAUAAACCUUACAGUGCACCUUCUGUAUCUUAUGAUACAAGAACAACCGUUAGCCCAAAAGACAAUAUCGAUUUGCCAGACGAAUAUACAGAUUACGACCCUGAAAUAGAAGCUUCAACAGUUCAUCCUAUGCAAAAUACACUAAGUGCGGAUGAAAAUGGUAAUAGACAAUAUGGACAUUUCGGUAGAAGGAGGUGGAUGGGACGAAACCGAUCUGAUAACCAUUGGCCUGCUGCAGGAGAUUUGACAACAACAAGACCUAACUGGCAAAUCGCUAACGCCUUCGGUGUAACCGGACCAUAUCUGCCAUUGACUGAUUCAGAUGAAAACAGCAUCUUCGGCCGGUUUACAGACGAAAGUGAGUACGUGCCAGCACCACCGAGUGUGGUGUUAUCAACACAGCCCGAACCAUUGGAAAUCACCACGCCCAGACGAAUUUUCCAGCUCAAGAGAGGGGACGAGGACGAAACGGAAACGACUCUUGUUACCACCGAAGCUGCCUACAGUCCUAUGACAACGACGGAAGACGACGAAUGGCUUACACAUCCCCCGGAUUAUGGUCGAGGCAACGCUUCAAUUGGGUACGAUUCGGAAACAUAUUACGAUUAUGGGGGCCAAGGAACCUAUAUGGGUCCUCGUGGAUAUCCCGGGCCACCUGGCCCACAAGGGCCUAGAGGUCCCAAAGGAGAACCAGGAAAGCAGGGAGCAGAAGGUCAACAAGGAUUUCCGGGUCCACCUGGACACGUUUUUGUUGUGCCACUACACCAGUCUGCUAAUGAAAAAGGACCUGAUGUUCAAUCAGAAGCUCUACGUCAGAUGUUAACACAACACAUGGCUGCAAUGCGAGGUGUCGAGGGGCCUAUGGGCUUGAGCGGUCCACCUGGACCAGAGGGAGAAAUCGGUCCAGAAGGUCCGAAGGGCGAGCAAGGAGAACAAGGAGAGCCAGGUCCACCCGGUCCUCGAGGACCACAAGGCCCUCCUGGAAGACUAGGUCGUCGUGGGCAUGCAGGUAGAGACGGGGAAAGUGGUUCAACGGGACCGACAGGUCCCAAGGGUGAACAAGGUUAUCCAGGUCUUCCCGGCAUACCUGGUGAUAAAGGCGAACGUGGAGCUCCAGGGUUGCAAGGGGAAGCAGGAGCUCCUGGACAAGAUGGACCGCCAGGUGACGACGGUCCUCCGGGACCACCAGGACUAUCAGGUGAACUCGGUCCACGAGGUUUUAUGGGGCCCAGAGGAUUUCCAGGACUAAUCGGCUAUCCCGGAUUACCUGGUAUUGAAGGACCACAAGGAACAAAAGGUGCUGCAGGCCAGCCUGGCCCCCCUGGGCCUCAGGGCCAUCCAGGCCCAAUGGGCCCAGCAGGGUCUCCCGGGCCCCAAGGACCUAUUGGAGCUCCCGGAAUCCAGGGUCCGCAAGGUAAACCAGGGAUGUCAGGGCUGCCAGGACCAGAGGGUUCACCUGGUACACCUGGCAAUCCUGGGCAACAAGGGCCACCUGGUGACGUCGGACCACAAGGAGCACAAGGCAUGUUGGGUUUCCCUGGAACUCGUGGAUUGAAAGGUGAUAUUGGACUUCGAGGUUUACCAGGAGAUAAAGGAGAUAAAGGAAUUAGAGGAGUUGAUGGAGAAAAAGGUGAUAUGGGACCAAAAGGUGAACGUGGUCAGCAAGGAGAAUCUGGUCCUCCAGGAAUCGAAGGACCUGAAGGACAAAAGGGAGCCGAAGGCCCAAGAGGUGAAACCGGCCCAUCUGGUCCAACAGGCGAAAAAGGUACCGCUGGACCACCAGGUCCACAAGGAUAUCCAGGCAGUCAAGGAGAGAAAGGAGACAAAGGUGCAUCCGGACGACGGGGAAGAAGAGGCGCUAAAGGCGUAAUGGGCAUGGUUGGAACUCCUGGAGAUCGUGGAGAAAAUGGACCCCGGGGUUACAGAGGGCCGCGUGGACGCCGUGGAUCUGAUGGUGCUCCAGGACCCAAAGGAGAUACGGGUCAACCUGGCCCCCCUGGCCCAAUAGGAGAACGAGGACCACAAGGUUUAGAAGGUGUACGUGGAUUUCCUGGUGCUGUUGGGCCUCCAGGAACUGAAGGAAAACCGGGUUUACCUGGACCACCUGGUGAACGAGGCCCGACGGGAGAACCAGGUGCACGUGGACAACAAGGCCCUGUAGGCGCCAUUGGUCCACAAGGGCCAAUUGGAGAACCUGGACCACAGGGACCUCCAGGAUCAUCAGGUAUACCUGGUACACCUGGUGAUGUAGGAGCACCUGGCGAAACUGGAAAAGAAGGUCCACCUGGGCCACCAGGACCUGAGGGCAAGCCUGGACCUGUUGGAUCAGCAGGACCACCAGGUCAACCUGGGGAACAAGGCCAACCAGGUGUAGUGGGACCACCUGGGACAAAAGGUGAUAUAGGUCCUUCCGGACCACCUGGGAUACGCGGAGAUAAAGGACAACCGGGGGAAACUGGUCAUGAAGGACCUCAAGGACCCCAAGGUCGCGAAGGUCCUAGAGGAUAUCCGGGACCAGGAGGCCAAAAGGGAGAAGUAGGAGAGCCAGGCCCAGUCGGUGCUGUUGGUCGAGACGGACUACCCGGUCCACGAGGAUUAGCUGGUGCUCCAGGACCUAUCGGAUCUCCAGGGGAAGAUGGAGACAAAGGUGAAGCUGGCCCACCAGGAGAGAAAGGCUUUAAAGGAGCUACCGGAGAACCAGGACCUCCGGGUUCACCAGGAAUACAAGGCUUAAGAGGCGAACCUGGUUCUGUUGGUUUACCUGGAGAUAAAGGUCCUCAAGGUGAUCCAGGACCUCCAGGAGCACAAGGUGCUGACGGAGUACGCGGACCACCUGGUCCACCAGGACCUACUGGCCCUCAAGGAGAGAAAGGUCAACAAGGCUCAAAAGGAGAUACAGGAGAUAUAGGCCCUAUGGGCCCCACUGGUCCUAUUGGUCCUAAUGGACCACCUGGGCGACGUGGACCAAAAGGUAUACAAGGUGAACCAGGUCCUCGAGGAGCAGAAGGUCAACAUGGAGAUGUAGGAAAUCCUGGUGCACCUGGACAACCAGGACCGCAAGGACCUGAAGGAAAAUUGGGACAUAGAGGACCCGUUGGACCUAAAGGUGAAGAUGGUCCACCAGGUCUACAAGGAGAGCCAGGAUCAAAAGGACUUCCAGGCCCUGAGGGACCUAAAGGAGAUAUGGGACCAAUGGGAUUACCUGGAGAGAGGGGUGAACCCGGGCCUCAAGGCACUAAGGGUGAACCAGGAGCAGAUGGUCCUGAAGGCAGCACUGGACCUCCUGGGCCGCCCGGACCUACAGGACCACCUGGAAAACCAGGUGAAACUGGAGUGCCAGGAAAUCCUGGUUCCGAAGGACCAGCUGGUGCCCAAGGUAGUCCAGGUGCUCCUGGUGAAAAAGGUGAUAUGGGACCAAAAGGUGCAAUUGGCGAAACUGGUCCUGUGGGACCUAUCGGACCUCCUGGGGAAGAAGGACAACGUGGCGUACGAGGGCUACCUGGACCAAAUGGUGAUGUAGGAGCUCCAGGUGCUGUGGGGCCUCCAGGUCCAACUGGAAAAAUAGGACCCGUAGGGGCACCAGGGCCAAGGGGUGAAAAAGGCAAUAAAGGCCCAAAAGGACACAUUGGAGAUACUGGUCCGAUGGGUUUAAAAGGUGAUCAAGGUGAAAUAGGUAAACAAGGGCCUCCAGGACCAGUUGGGCCAAUUGGGCCUAAAGGAGAUAUGGGUCCCAUUGGACCACCAGGGCCAAAAGGAGAUACUGGCCCCGUAGGACUAUCAGGACCCGAAGGCCCUAUCGGACCAAAAGGAAAUACAGGCCCUGAGGGAAGACCUGGACUUCCAGGUCUACCAGGUGCACCUGGUCCGCCAGGUCUGCCAGCACCUCCACCACAAUUACCAGCUGAACUAUUCAGUUCUAGACGUCGGCGUAGUGUCAGCAUGGACUCUUUUGAUUCCACGACAGAGGACAAUUACGAAGAUGAUGAAAUAGAGUGGGUACAAGAGAUAAUGAACGGAGUGAUAGCGGCCCGCGCACAGCUGGAUGCGGUUGCAAGACCGCGCGGCUCGCGAGCACACCCCGCACUUUCCUGUCGUGAUCUGCGCAAUGCACAUGCCAAUUUAACUGAUGGAUAUUACUGGAUCGACGCACGCGGCGGCGGGCGUCCCCUGCGGGUCUACUGCAAGGGACAUAACACUUGUGUGUACCCUGACAUUGUAGAACAAGCGGCUUACUCCACAGAUGGCAACACUAUUAAGUUUUCUAAACUAGAUAACGGAUAUCGGAUAACGUAUGACGGCGACGGUUCUGGCUCGGUGCAACUACGAUUUUUAAGACUAUUAUCAAAUUCAGUUAGACAGAAUUUCACAUACACAUGCAUCGAUACUAGAAGUAUUCAAAGAUCGGAUAUACCACCGAAGUUAACGAGAAUAAACAAUGUCAAACUUUUCGGUUACAAUUCUGCCGAAUUCAAAGAACCACAAAUUCUAAUAGAUGAUUGCAAGUCGGGAUCUGGAGAAAUAGUACUAGAAGUACGAACAUCGCGUGUUGAGCGGCUCCCUAUAAGUGACUUCCAAACCCUCGGGUUUGCAGACGCGGACCAUCAAUUUACUUUUACAGUGGGACCCGUAUGUUUUUCCUGAAAUCAACGACCCUAUAAAAUAAUGUAAAUAUGUACAUGAAAUAUAUUUAUCAUUGUGUACCUACGAAGACUUGACCCUUUGUAAAUAUUGUAAAUAAAUGUUGUUACGGCCACUGAACUUGCAUUUACUU
Galleria mellonella (greater wax moth) is the source of this 5725-nucleotide messenger RNA. Its product is annotated as collagen alpha-1(I) chain-like. The transcript has 33 exons. The record is from RefSeq and is a predicted model, not a curated record. Lineage: Eukaryota; Metazoa; Arthropoda; Insecta; Lepidoptera; Pyralidae. Bases 256 to 5595 code for a protein of 1779 amino acids. Gene Ontology annotation, molecular function: extracellular matrix structural constituent.